UCUAAUUGAUCAAUUGAUCUUCAUCACGACAUUGCUAGGCAAUCGGUCCCUCUGUUCUCUUUACGUAUCUAUAACAGUAUCCAGAUUUGUUUUGAUUUUCUGUAUGAUGUCGUAAAGUGGUUGUGAGCUAGGAGUAUGAGCGAUUCAAUGAAUAAUUUAAGUGAUAAUAUCGCCGACAAUCAGCCGGAAUGGGUGCCGUUGUCAUUAACUCUUGUCGAAUACCCCCAAGGUGAUUGGCUGGGCAAAUGUUUGGCGAUGAUAAGCUUACUACCUUUUGCGAUUGGCUCUGGCUUUGUAACAUUGAUUUUAUUCCGCAAAGACCUACACACGAUUGUAUUUUUCUUUGGCACUCUACUUAACGAAGUACUAAACGUCGCCCUGAAGCAUGCAAUCUGUGAACCACGGCCGCUAUUGCGAAACGUCAACAAUUUGUACAAUGAAUAUGGAAUGCCCUCGUCUCAUUCCCAGUUUAUUUGGUUUUUUGCAUCUUACAUGGCUUACUUCAUUUUUCUCAGGUUACAUCUCCACUCGCGGAAUGACAGCAUAGACCCUUCAAAGGAGUAUAUAGGAAAGUCUGUUGUAGCACUUGGUUGUAUCGUACUAGCAUUGGUCGUGUCUUACAGUCGAAUCUACUUACAGUACCACACUUGGCGACAAGUAACUUACGGAGCCUUUACAGGCAUCUUUUUUGGCUCGUUCUGGUUUGGAAUCGUCCACAUUUUCCUCACUCCACUUUUUCCCAUUGUCGUCUCUUGGAAAAUAGCCGAGUUUUUGCUAAUCAGAGAUACUACGCUAAUCCCGAAUAUUCUAUGGUUUGAAUACACGAUCAUCCGGAAAGAAUCCCAAUUAAGGAGCAGGAAGCUGGCUUCGAUGAAGUCUCAAUGACAAAAUUUGUUUGAUCUUGUCAGUGUAUCUCAGUUUGUGCAAUAUUACCCAAAACUGCUGUGGAAAAGGUUGUAUUUAAGUCGAAAUGUGCAUUGAAGGUAUGUUCUAUUUGAAUAUUUUCAUCCAAAGAUCAUGUAAAUGUGGCUGACGAUAAUUUUUUUUAUUUUUCUCUUGACCUCUCAUCUUCCAAAAAUUUGAGUGGAAGUGUGUCCUUUUUUUACUUUUUUAUUUGUCGGCAAGACGCACUUCGAAACAAGUCAGCAAGCUAGAAAUCAGUCAAGUUGAAAGAUGUAAUCUGAGGCUUUAAAGUCAUGAAAAAUGUCUGGAUGUUGCUAAAGAAACUGGUUUCAUUGAUAUUGGCCCUUCGGAAUCAUUGUGCUUUUAGGAAUCUGAGCGUGAAUAAGCAAGAACCUCCUGCGGCAGAUUCAAAUUUCUUCAAAACUGUGCAUGCAAUUGGCAUGCAAGAUCAAUUGGAUCUUGUGUGCUUAUCAACAUUUACUUUAUGUUGGAAUUAAGAAUCUGUUCUAGAGCCUCUGAAGCUUUUGACGAAACAUGUUAUUCUCCUUAGCUUACUAUUUAACACAUUGAAAUGUAUAGUAUAACAUUUUUUAUGAAACUCACCAUGCCGUAUGCUUUAAUUUUUUGACUGCUUUUUUUACUUGUACUAUUAAUUGUGACAUUGUGCCAUUUUUAUGUCUUAAAAAACGAUGAAGAGUUCAGUCGUGGCUCUUGUGUGACUCCAAUUCCAGCAAUGAGUGAAUUUCAUGGUAGUGUGCUGCUUUCCUCGGCCUCCAUGCACCAAACACCCCUAAAAAUCGGGCUUUGGCGCUUAAAAAUCAGGGGGCUGGGCCACGGUGCUACCUAAAGAAGCUGACGUACCCUGUUGAUUUUUUCAAACUUGCAAUCGCAGAGCAGUGUCAGCUUAUGAAGUGUAUGCAAAACUUUAAUUUGGCUUCUAUUAAAUUGUAGAUGGCUCUUAAAAAUGUGGCCAAAGUGGCUCCUAAAAUUUCAGAGGAAUGGCAGGACACUGUUUGGUAGAAUUUAAAACUUUCAUUGCUAUUUUAGUAAUGAAUGUUAGCAUGUUAGCUAGCUAUCAUGCUAACUAGCUACAACAGCCAGCACACAUUUAGCCUGCCACUGAAAUGCACUCCUGGUAAUGUGACUAGAAUUAAGCAGGUUUUGCCUAAUGCUGAACCUCACCAAAGAUAACCCUUCUCUCCGACUGGACAGCACGUUAAGAGACCAAUUUUUGCAAUUAUUUAAUCGAAGGAGUGUUUGCGACUUAGCCAAAAGAGAGCUGUGCGAUUGGUCAUCACAUUACUUGAUUCUCGUGCCUUAAUCAGGAUGGAUAAUCAACUGGUUAUUUGUCCUGAUGGAGACACGAAGAAAGAUGAAGCGUCACAACUAAUUUAGUGUCACCUCUAUUUGGAUGUAUUUUUGCCAAAAGGAACUUUGCGCACAAACCUUGUGCACAUACUUCCUUUUAUGAAUACCUUCAUAUAAGCUUAGUCUCAUCAUGUCCCAUCAAUCGAGAAAAAAUGUCAGCAAUUGGCUUUCAGGGCUGAAAUAUUUGAGAACAUCAGGGAGAAAAGUUCCUUAAAAACGCCACAUUUUUCAUUCCCCCCCCCCCCCCCCCCC
Messenger RNA from Bemisia tabaci, 2523 nucleotides. Its product is annotated as dolichyldiphosphatase 1. The record is from RefSeq and is a predicted model, not a curated record. NCBI's taxonomy places the organism in Eukaryota, Metazoa, Arthropoda, Insecta, Hemiptera, Aleyrodidae. Gene Ontology annotation, molecular function: dolichyldiphosphatase activity. Gene Ontology annotation, biological process: protein N-linked glycosylation; lipid biosynthetic process. Gene Ontology annotation, cellular component: intracellular membrane-bounded organelle; endoplasmic reticulum membrane.